Arachis duranensis is the source of this 2018-nucleotide messenger RNA. Its product is annotated as protein NETWORKED 2A-like. The transcript has 3 exons. The record is from RefSeq and is a predicted model, not a curated record. NCBI's taxonomy places the organism in Eukaryota, Viridiplantae, Streptophyta, Magnoliopsida, Fabales, Fabaceae. Bases 33 to 2018 code for a protein of 661 amino acids. Gene Ontology annotation, molecular function: actin binding.
UUAAUUGAUACUAAAGAGAAUAAAGGGAAAAAAUGUUGCAAAGGGCAGCAACAAAUGCAUAUACAUGGUGGUGGGCCAGCCAUGUCAGGACAAAACAAUCCAAAUGGCUGGAACAAAGCCUCCAAGAUGUGGAGGACAAGGCUGCAGAGGCUCUCCAAAUCAUUGAUCAUACCGGGGACUCGUUUGCGCAAAGGGCGGAAAUGUACUACAAGAAGAAGCCAGAAUUGAUAAAUUUUGUGGAAGAAACCUUAAAAGCAUAUAGAUCAUUGGCACAGAGAUUUGAUCAUAUUUCAAAGGAGCUCCAAACAGCGAAUCGCCAACUUGCCACAGCGUUUCCAGAACAAGUCCAGUAUAGAAUGGAUGAUGAUGAUGAAUUUGAUGUGACUUUUCCUGCAAGCAAUGCAUCUUCACAGGAAACACACAAUCAAACACAAAAAUCAGACAUUUCUAAGGCUGCAAGUGUGAGAAAGCAGAACUUGAGGAGCUAUUCCAUGUUGCUGUCUAGAAAGGGACCAUCUAGGAAGAUUGCUGGCUUUGAAAAAUAUGCCCCAACAAUACCAAUUUGUGGUUUCAGUAAGGCGGAGGCGCAUGCUCAAGUUGACAAGCUUCAAAAGGAAAUUUUAGCUCUUCAGACUGAGAAAGAGUUUGUGAGGAGUUUGUAUGAAGGUUCCUAUGAUAAGUACUGGGAAAUUGAAGACCGGAUCGUAGGAAUACAGAAAAUAGUUGGUGACUUGCAAGAUGAGUUUGGAAUUUCUACUGUCAUAGAAGAUAAUGAUGCGCGAACUUUGAUGGCAACCACGGCUCUGGAUUCAUGCAAAGUGAAAUUGACUAAAUUGCAAGAAGAACAAUUGCAAUCUUCUGAAGAAGCUAAUGCAGCAUUCCAAAAGGUUAAGGAAUCUCAUGAAAGGAUUGAAACACUUAAGGAAGAAUUUCUUUCUAAACAUUCAAUUCAACUAGACCAAGGCACCGAAACAGAUCUGAGUAGCAUAGACAUAGAGGAAGAGUUGGCUGCCUUGGAAGAUGAGCCACACGAGGACGCAGAGCUUCUGAAAGAAAACAUGGAAAAUCUUGAAGAAGAUUCAGAUAUGUCCCACACUAUGACAGAAAUCGUAGAGUUGAUUGAUAAGCUUGUUAAUAAGGUUGUUUUCUUGGAAACUGCAGUCUCUUCUCAGAAUGUUUCGGUAAAAAGGCUAAUGUCAGAAGCAGAAAAACUUGAGACAAAUAUAAAAAGCUUGGAAGAGGACAAGGAAAUGCUGUUAGAUGAUUCAGAAAAAACCAAGAAGCUGCUGAAGGAAUUGGAGGAGGAAAUGAAGAGAGUUAAGCUUCUUAACAGGAAUGUCAGAAUGCAAGAAAAUAGUAUCCAAUCAAACUUCACUGAAGCUAGCAAUAAUCUUGAGAAUCUUUCAGAAAAAUUGAAGGAUGUGAAGCCAGAGGAACACUAUACACCUUACAAGAAGAGAAGUGGUGAUAACUUAGCUAUUAUGAAAGAUGUUGAGACAACAAAGGAAGAAAAGGAAGAUUAUGCCACAGAUCUAAGCAAUAUGACAGGGGAAGUUAACAAAAAGGAAGAUUAUGCCACAGACCUAAGCGAUUCAACAUGUGAAGAUAACAAGUCCAAGUCAGAAGAAAAUACUGAUCCUAUUACUGAAAGCAUUCCUGAAGUAAUAGAGAAGGAAAAGGAUGAUUUGCCUCAGACAGUUGAUAGUGUGGAUAUCAAGACGCCAGAAUCGGUUGCUGGUGAGGAAGAAGAUCAGCCUAACAUGAGGCAGAUGUUUGUCAGUGGACUGGAUGACAGAGAAAAGAUUCUGUUGGAGGAAUACACAUCAGUUCUAAAGGACUACAAGCUUGUCAAGGUCAAGCUCCAUGAGAUGGAGAAGAAAAAUUCUGAGAGCAUUAACGAGCUGGAACUUCAGUUAAAUGAGUUCAAGAAGGUCAUUUCCAUGAAGGAUGAAGAGAUAAACAUUUUACAGCAGAAGCUGAAUAGUUCAUCAGGAAGCCAGCAUGCAGGAACAAGAUGA